CCGAAAACGCGCUAUCUAGAGCAACUGAAGCGGAAGACGACGACGACGAGGAGAGUUUGCUCAAUUUCUUCACCGAAAUUACAAGCUAGGGAAAGAGAGAAUGUCGGGAGGUAUUGCGCGCGGCCGCCUCGCCGAGGAGCGGAAAUCCUGGCGGAAGAAUCAUCCUCAUCUGUUGGAUUCGCUGAGGUCGUUAAA
Molecule: messenger RNA, 195 nt
Organism: Thlaspi arvense
Lineage: Eukaryota; Viridiplantae; Streptophyta; Magnoliopsida; Brassicales; Brassicaceae
Source: the annotation of a GenBank genome assembly